ACCUCCACGCGUGGGCCCAACCGGCAAACCAUGGUUUCAAUUAUGGAUAUCGACCCCACGAGACAAAUCUGUGAUAAUCGUUCAACACUAUCGCAAAGUGCUGUUAGCCAGAAAUCGAUCGAUCUGGAGAUUCCGAUCCCGCUGAAAUCGCCCACCUCGACGACCUCGCCCACCUCACCGCUGUCCACCACCGCGGCCGCGACGGACACCGAACUGGCCAAGCGGGCCAUGAAACUGGACCUGACCGAGGUGCAAGCGGCCACGGGCAGUUGUUCACAGUCGGCCACGGCCACGGAAUCGAUAGCGAGUGGCAGUGGCAUCAGCAGUGCGGCCAGCACCGCCACCACCACACAUUCCUCGACGUCGAACUCGGCGGCGACCACCACGACCGCCAUCAUCAUGAAGCACCGGAAGCUGAAGGAGCGCACGUUCAGCGACGAGCUCGGCUCGCCCAAGUCACCCGCCGCGACAGUCGAAGUCGUCGACGAUCGGAAGGCGCUGCGGGACGCGCUGUACCAGGGCAUCUUUCACCGCCACCGGCGGACGAUCUUCGCCGUCGGGAGCUUCCUGAGGAUGCUGAAGAGCCGCAACUCGUCCUACAACACGAUCCGCAGCUCGUCCGAGGGCGAGGACGACACCCGAUAAAACCGGACGAACCCCCGUCGAGGUCAGGCCAAAGGAUGACAAAAUCACACACACACACUUGUUAGACGAGAAUGCUUAACUUUUAGUAAAAUCACAUAGUGGAAUUCGUUAUCGGGUAUCGGGGUGUGAAGUAAGUGUUUUUAAGAAAGGAAAGUAAGAGAAAAUAUUGAACCGGGAUAGGACAAACAGAAAUGCAUUAUGGUUUACACGUAGUGAAUGUAGAGGAUCACAUGGCAGGGUUAGAGCAAAAGUAUCGACUUAGAAGGUCGAGUAAAACAUAAGAAAAGAUGGCACAGUAGAUCAUCACCAUGCGCGCCCUCCGUUGCUAGUUGAAUUAGAAGGAUUGUUGCUUAAUUACCUUGAUAAUAAACUUUAGUUCUUGACCCGCAUUAAUUAACGUUUUUACUUCAUUCAAGUCCUGAACUGAGUUUGGGAAAAAAUUAAGAAGUGAUGCAAAGAUAUUUCAAUCUCUAAACAAAAAGAUUUAAUCUGUAAGUUCGUGAAUUGUGACCACAUUUUUUCAUAUUUCUCAGUGAUACACUCAAUGACUCAAACUCAUACUUAAAAAUAUUUUAAAAAUGUUUGACGGUGACUCAAUAAAAAUACUUGUUUCAUAUGGAAAAAUAUGCAUAUUCUUAGAUAUACAAAUAAACGAAUUGAAAA
This is a messenger RNA of Culex quinquefasciatus (southern house mosquito), 1308 nucleotides long. RefSeq lists its product as uncharacterized. Bases 31 to 645 code for a protein of 204 amino acids. The record is from RefSeq and is a predicted model, not a curated record. The transcript is spliced from 2 exons. NCBI's taxonomy places the organism in Eukaryota, Metazoa, Arthropoda, Insecta, Diptera, Culicidae.